This is a messenger RNA of Phycodurus eques (leafy seadragon), 5441 nucleotides long. RefSeq names its product syntaxin 1B (gene stx1b). Gene Ontology annotation, biological process: intracellular protein transport; exocytic insertion of neurotransmitter receptor to postsynaptic membrane; vesicle fusion. The transcript is spliced from 10 exons. Gene Ontology annotation, molecular function: SNAP receptor activity; SNARE binding. Gene Ontology annotation, cellular component: endomembrane system; plasma membrane; SNARE complex. The record is from RefSeq and is a predicted model, not a curated record. NCBI's taxonomy places the organism in Eukaryota, Metazoa, Chordata, Actinopteri, Syngnathiformes, Syngnathidae. Bases 363 to 1229 code for a protein of 288 amino acids.
CCCCCACUGGCUCGCUCGUCCCGCUGCUGCGUUGCGGGCCACACUGUGACCGCACUAACGAGGAAGAGGAGGACGAGGAGGAAGAGGACCGCCGGGGGGGGCAGCUGCGUUGCAAACCACACGAGGGGGCCACAAGAAGAAGAGGAAAGCGAAAAAAGAAGAAGACGCGCCUCUCUUCCUCUCUCUGUCCUGCACCCUCCUCUUCAUCAGCGCAACCUCCGAAGUGGGAAUUUUGCGGUGGAAAACCGACGACAGCGCGCGCGAGAGAGAGCCCCCCGCCCCCCGCCCUCCGGACCAGCCGCGUACUCUUCAUCUUUUCGAGACCCCCCCGGACCGGCCGCGUACGUGCUCGUCGAGCAGCCAUGAAGGAUCGCACGGCGGAACUGCGGAGUGCUAAAGACAGUGAUGACGACGAGGAGGUGGUGCAGGUGGAUCGAGACCACUUCAUGGACGAGUUCUUUGAACAGGUGGAGGAGAUCCGCAGCUGCAUCGAGAAGUUGUCCGAGGACGUGGAGCAGGUGAAGAAGCAGCACAGCGCCAUCUUGGCCGCGCCCAACCCUGAUGAAAAGACCAAACAGGAGUUGGAGGAUCUGACGGCCGACAUCAAGAAGACCGCCAAUAAAGUUCGUUCAAAAUUAAAAGCGAUCGAGCAGAGCAUCGAGCAGGAAGAAGGUCUCAACAGAUCCUCGGCGGACCUCAGGAUCCGCAAGACGCAGCACUCCACGCUGUCCCGCAAGUUUGUGGAGGUGAUGACCGAGUACAACACCACGCAGUCCAAAUACCGAGACCGCUGCAAAGACCGCAUCCAGAGGCAGCUGGAGAUCACUGGAAGAACCACCACCAACGAGGAGCUGGAGGACAUGUUGGAGAGUGGCAAGCUGGCCAUCUUCACCGAUGAUAUCAAGAUGGAUUCCCAGAUGACCAAACAGGCCCUGAACGAGAUCGAGACCCGGCACACCGAGAUCAUCAAGUUGGAGAACAGCAUCCGAGAGCUUCACGACAUGUUUGUGGACAUGGCCAUGCUGGUGGAGAGUCAGGGCGAGAUGAUCGACAGAAUCGAAUACAACGUGGAGCACUCCGUGGACUACGUGGAGCGAGCCGUGUCCGACACCAAGAAGGCCGUCAAGUACCAGAGCCAAGCCCGCAAGAAAAAGAUCAUGAUCAUCAUCUGCUGCGUGAUCCUGGGCGUGGUCCUGGCGUCCACCAUCGGCGGGACUUUGGGCUUCUGAGCUUCCGGGACGCCCGUCGCCGUGACGACCGGCUACGGCAGACCGACGGGAGCCGGAGAAAAAAAGCCCAAAAACUUGAACCACAAAUGCAAGAAGAUAACCGAUCAGCAAACGGGACACACUUGGGGUGGGCCGAGGUCCCAAAUUCCCACCAAAAGCAACACCCUCAAAUGCACCACGUUGUCCGUGUAACGCGCGUAAACCGGCUCGCGCGCCGCCCACGUUUUACUUUGCUUCUUUCUUCUUUGGAGCGUCGCUUUCAUUUUUUUUCCGGGACGGCGAUGGCGACAGCGUUGGCGGGCGUCACCCGGCAGAGAAAGUCCAGCGGUGCCGUCCCGCAGAAAUAGUCCGCCGCCUUGCCCGAGCGCCACGGCCCCCUCGGCAAACACACUUAACGGCUGCGUUCCGAAUCCUUUUCUAUUCACCAUUUAGCGCCCUCGAGCGCGAGUUGGCCAUUUUGUUGCGCUGUCGCAAGCACAUAUUCGCAGUUCGGCGUUCACAGAUUUUCUUGACGCCAUCUGGUGGCAUCUUGGUGCUGAAGUGAGUUGAUGAGCUUCAUUUAGACCACAGUCGUCCCUUGCCGCCAUCUUCUGACCUCUAUGGGCAAUACAGUACAGUUAUGUUAAAUAAUAAAUGUAUAAGUAGAGCAAUUCAUUUUUGUAAAAUAUAAGGUUGAAAAUAUUGUUCUUAUAAUUCAUGAAUUUGUUCAAUAUUUAUUACAUAAGGUCCACCAGCUGACGUUGAUCUGGUAUGUUGUAAUUACGCGACAACAAUGACAGCAGUAACCGUGCCCAAGUCGGCUUCCAAAAAUAUUUUCAUUUGACCGAUGACUCGACCAUCUCGUCCGCCAUCUUGAAAUUGUUGUACCGUAUAUAGCGAUCAGGGAGUCGAGAACGACGAACGGUUCGGAACAUAGCGACUGUGUUCCGAAUCAUUCGUCGUUCCCGACUCCUUAAUCGCUACAAAGGGAUUUUUAGUAGACCUUUCGGGAACGACCUCGGAUUCCCAACACAGCCAAUGUGUCCUGCGAGUGCAAAUAGACUCUGAGUCCCCCCAUUGGUUGCUCACGUCAGUCAACGCUUUUCACCCGAUUGCAAUGAAAUCUGGUGCGCGUGUGUGUGUGUGUGGGGGAUGGGGGUCAUUUGAAGGUGGCUGGGUUCCACAGCAACACACCAAGCAAAGGGUGGGGAGGAGGGAGGAGGGAGGGGCCUCAGGUGGGGCGGAGUCAGGGGCAGUCAAUCUAUGCAGUCUAGAUACAAGCGCGACCAGCCCCGCCCCCUGACCGCCGCGGCCCAACCCACCUAAGUCUCUCCGGAUACGCUUGUGGCACCCGGUGUUCCUUUUACAUGACCGCCUCCCGUCACUUCCUGUCAACGUCGCCCGAGCCGUCUUCGUCGCCGCCUUCCGGACGAAUGCAUUUGCGGUCGUCACCGAAGUUGCCAGGCGCGCUAGCUUUAGCUUAGCCUCAGUUUACAUUUAGCUCCUUCAGAUUCCAGACAGUUGAGGAAAAAUUCCACAAUCCAUCUUCAGAUGUUUCGUAUCAGCUAACGUUCCUCUUCAGCAGUUAGCAACGUGUUUGCGGCCUUGUGGGUUUUUUUUUUCCCGAUAGUCGGUCCAAACGCUGCUAACGUGUUCGAAUUCACAACAUACGUGAGCUCUGCAUGCCGGAAACACGGUGCGAUGGCAAUGCGCCAUUAGCGUUGUUAGCAUAGCCACUAGUACAUGUCAAAUUGUUGCGCUACUGUGAUGCUAAGGCCUGCCCGUCUGCUGCCGCUAGUCAUGCUAACAAGCGCUACAAACGGCACUCGGCGUUCAAGCGCUAACAUCGGCCGGCGACCGCUCACACGUCGCAUCGGCGUUGGCAGCGUGAGCGCGGUGGCUCGGACGCCAACAGGAAGCGGGAGCCGGCGGCUUUGUUCAGUUACUGCGCUUUGUGUCGUCCUUAGCUGUGCGACGUGUUGUGGCAAACGAAACAAGAAAAGCGCUUGUAGCGUCAACAUUUUCUUUUCAUUCCAAAACCAAAACCAACUUGCGUGUGCACCAAAGUAUCGUCGUGUCGUAUUGGGGGCCACACCUCCUCGUACGCUCACCUACCGUCGGCCAAUCACGUCACUCCUUUUCCACAGCUGUCGCUCAAGUCGGACAUGUCGGGACGUCCGCGCGCGCCGCCGUCGUCGUGCCUCGACAAACGCAAACAUGGCGGCGCAAAGGAAGAAGAAGCGCGCGAGUGUUCAGAAUCAUUCUCGGCUCCCGAAUCACGACCAAGAGAUUCUUAGGUGCACCUUCACGAACGCCCUCGGUCCACAAUAUAAAAAUCCCUAACCGCAAGAAUGCAUCAUCUUAUUUCCCGUGACAUCUUACAGUAGAUUUUAAGACAGUUGUUUUUUUCAAAAUGUUUAGCAAGACACAAAGACUUGUUUUAAGAUACACAAUCUUAUUUUAAAGAUCUUAUCAAGUCAAUUCAUACCAGUUCCAUUGGCAGAUUUUUCACUGAUAUUAGGGACAAAAAUAAAACAAAAAGUACAGUAAGAUCUUUUUACUAGAAAGAAAUUCUGUAAGAUUUUGCAUUGUUGCAGUGAUCAGGAGCGGGACAUGAUGAAUGAAUCAUUCGGACGUUCCUGACUCCCGAGUAACUAGAGGACUUUUCAGCGAGUAUUUUAGGAACUAUCAAGGUCCGCUCGAUAAACAUAUAAACAUCCCUUCAGAGUGAACAGUGGGCAGUGCCGCAGUGAACGAGCGAAGGAUUCCGAACACAACAUCGAUGUUGUCCUUUGAAUUUCUGGAAAGCGGACAGCGUGGCUCAGGACACCCUCCUCCCCCCCAACCCCACCCGCGAGGUGAAAAUGAAAAAGUAAAAAAAACAUUUCAAAAAUAAAAAAGCAUGCAAAAGCGUUGUAAAGUUUUGCAUGGUGAUGUUUCUCGUAUACCGACCUGCCGCCAUGUUGUGCGCUUUUCCGCUCAUCGGCCGUCUGUUAGCACGUCAGCCGGAUUCCUUUAACAUCUCCCGUGGUGCCCCCCGCCCCGUGCCGGUGGAGCGACAGGAAGCACAACGACGACGCUCGCUUUUUCCCCAAAACAAACGAAAAGGUGCAAGCGACCGCUCCAAAGACUGUCCCGCCGCCAGCCGUUAGCAUGCUGACAAUUGACCACGGCGACGGCGGCGUACUCCAUGUUUGUAGUCCCGACGACUCAUUCUGUCUUCCUGAAAGCAUUCCCCAAACCAAAACUCCUCUUUGUCCGGUCGCCGUGACAACAUGAUGUUUGCCAUUGACCCGAUGCUCCGCCCACAUCUUUGUGCUCCGCCACCCUCCGAGUCAGUAUUCAUUUGUAUUCGUGGGAGGAGUCAGAAGAAGGACUUUGACUUUGUUGUUGUCGUUGUUGUUGUUCUGAUCGCCAUGGAGAUGAGAAUGUGUAAUUAUUGUAAAUAACCACAAAAGAUGACCUGCAUGUUUAUCGAGAAAAUUCCUGACAAAGUUGACGGCGUCCCAGUCCUCUUUAGCCGCCAGGCCGCCACCUUGGCGACCCCGGGGGGUGGGGGGGGUGGGGGGGGGUCGCUUCCUCUUUAGCCGCCAUCUCGGCGUAGCGGGGGCUCGCGUUCUGGUCCCGAAGCGCCUGGCGGCUCCUCAGCCCGAAGUGCUUCCUCCGUUUUGACGACUUUGUCUCUUGAAUUCUCGGCGAGCGUCCCGCAAAAGACGGACGAUGGCGCAGCGCUGUCCGUCCGACUCGGGGACCCCGAAACCGCCCCUUCGCCCCCCCGCCCCUCCCCGCAGGCAGGCCGACGUGGACAAAGUGCAAUAUUAGUAUUUUGGCGGCGCCGAAUCUCGGGACUAAAGAGGACAAAGUGGGGUGCGUCCGCGCCGCUCGCUCAACUUUGGCGGGAAAUGCAACUUGUGUGUUUCUUUUAGUGUGUGUUUGUGUGCGCGUAGUGUAACGUAAACGCCAUCCGUCCCUCCCUCGGAAACCACUAAAGAGCCCGCACCCCUGAUUGGCAACAGCUCCCCGCCCCCUCCCUCGUGCUGCUGUUGGCUGUUUUGUUUUCGUUGGUGUGACGUGCCAGUAUAACCCCCCCACCUCCUUGAACGGUCGCGCCCCCCCCCCUCCAUGGAUCUUUAAGAUGACAACUCUAUGCAGAUGCGUCUUUUCUAAAUGUGUCCAACAUUUUAAGUUCUGACAAAAAAAAAAUCAAAAUAAAUAUUGAAACAUGAAAUAAAA